CGUAAUUAUCAGACAGUCCCUUCAAACACGGAAAGACCCAAGAUGGAGGAAGUCCGCCGUGUUAUUUUGCUCUUAGUUUUAAUCUCUUUUAUGAGCCAGGGAAAUGGGCAAGAUGCAGGCGAUUUGGGAGUUCUUCACGUCGAAGGAACUAAAGAUUGGCAAGAUUUUUGUAUCGCUUACAAUACAAUAUGGGCGUCAAUUCCAACGGAUCUUGAUAAAACGCCCAAGUAUUCAUUAGUUGAGGCCAAGCCCUCUGUUCUGUGCCAGCAACCUGAAAAUCCCUCAGAGAUACAAGGUGCUGCUGUGGCAAUACAGAGGGGAAACUGCACAUUACUUGUGAAGGGUCUUGCUGCAAAAUUUGCGGGAGCAAAGGAGGUGAUUAUUGUCAGCAAUGAUACUUUGUUUACUCCAUUUGCAAAUUCAUCUGCUGAAUAUAUGAAAGUAGAUAUUCCAAUGGCUGUGAUCAGUCAGGAGGACUGGGUAAAACUCAAGAAUAAGGAUUUUGGUAGACAUAGAAAAGUGCAGCUGUAUGCUCCACCUACGGGAAGCAUUGAUGGAAAUUUGGCCGUAUUGUGGAUUCUGGCAGUAGGAACAGUCACUGUUGGAGCCUACUGGUGUGGAAUCACGACCAAGGAAAGGAUGAUGAGAUUGCUAAGAAAAAAUCCCUCAGCAACUGGAGAGCAAAAUGAAGCCAAUGGGUCAAAUGAAGAUGAUGGCUCUGUUGAAGUGACUCCUUUGAUGGUGGUAGUAUUUGUUAUUCUCAUCUGUGGAACCCUGUUACUGCUCUACUAUUUCUUUGAUUACUUGGUGUAUGUUGUGAUAGUGCUCUUUUGCCUGGCUGCCUGUAAUGGACUGUAUGAGUGUCUACGCCCCAUCUUCCUGUGGCUUCCUCUUGGAGACUGUAAAGUCCCACCCAAUCGAAUUCCAUUGCUGAAGGGACAACCCCAGAUCAGAAUCAUUGUGUUGAUUGCAUUCUGCAUGGCCAUUUCAAUUUGGUGGGGUAUUGAGAGGCAUAAAAGCUAUGCCUGGGUCCUCCAAGACAUCCUAGGAAUUUCAUUUUCCAUUAGUUUGAUCAGGAACAUCAGAUUACCGAACCUAAAGGUGUGCACCAUGCUACUUGUUCUGCUUCUUAUUUACGACAUAUUCUUUGUGUUCAUCACACCCCUCUUCUCUGCUGGCAAGAGUAUCAUGGUGGAAGUUGCUACAGGUGGUGGAAGUAAAGAACAGUUACCAAUGGUUUUCAAGGUGCCUAGACUAAGCAGAUCAGCACUGUCCGUGUGUCUGAGACCUUACUCAUUGCUGGGUUUUGGAGACAUUCUGGUACCUGCCCUCUAUAUUGGUUUUUGUCACUCAUUUGAUGUCAUGACAAACACACCACGUAGGAUAUAUUUUAUUGCAACAUCUAUUGCUUAUGGUGUGGGUUUGUUCAUAACAUUUGUGAUGCUGUUCAUUAUGGAACAAGGCCAACCAGCCUUACUUUAUUUGGUACCAUGUACUCUGAUUACUGGUUUGCUGAUUGGCUGGCGACGAGGGGAACUAAAAAAACUCUGGACUGGACAAAUGGUUCCAGAUGAUGCUGAUCAAGAUGAUAAUUAUGAGAGUGAAGAUGAAAUUUUAAAUCGUGAAAGUUUAACAAGAAAGCUUCUAGAAAAUGAAAAGUAAUGAACAGUACUGAAAUAAGUUCACUGUCAGAAACUUAUACAUUGUACAUGUUAUAAAAUAUCAAUUUAUAAUGCAUGUUAAUACAUUUAAGUUAUAUUAGUAUAAUGGUACUGGUAUUUUGUUAGAAAUGAUACAUAUUUGGUAUUUUUUGGAUGCUAUUGUGGUAUAUUUUACUAUUACUAAUAACUAAAUUCAUGACAAAAAAAACAUGAAAAAUUGUGUUGAAAAAGUAGGACUGAUUAUGAAUGCUUUACUUGUCUCCUCAAUGACUUCAAUUUGCUUGAUGGAACAUAAGCAGGAGCACAUUACUUAAUUUUCCAUUUCAUUGCUGUCAAUGAAGUUGUUUUGAUAUUUUAAGGCAUUGAUAUAUCCUGCUGUUGUUUCAUGUUGUUUGUUUUGACUGUUUGUCAUGAUUAAAGUGUCAUCAUUUUACCAGAGGUUAACAUCUGUGGUAGGUAUUGACUAUAGGCAGUGCCUUAACGCUGAGGGUUUUUUCUCUUUUAUGUUCUACUGUACUGUUGCCUUGUGCCUCAUGGACAGUUUUUUAAUGGUUUUUGACAUUGUAAUUUUAUUGUCUAGAAGGGCUGUUUGAUGUGACCAAUCAGUCAGGUCUGGGACUAGCAUUGACAUUGCGAUUGCAUGAUUUUCCUCCAGAGUGUGUUUUGAUUUUAAUUUCCCCUUCCCCUCUUGUUUCCCUGUCAAGAUAAGUUCAUUGGUAAAGUUAACCAACAUCUUUCAGUUGUCAACUGGCAACAGUGAACUGCAGUACACUGCCAUUUGAACAGUUUGCACAAUUAAAAAAUUGCGUUACUUCAA
Messenger RNA from Orbicella faveolata, 2478 nucleotides. RefSeq names its product signal peptide peptidase-like 2B. Gene Ontology annotation, molecular function: aspartic endopeptidase activity, intramembrane cleaving. NCBI's taxonomy places the organism in Eukaryota, Metazoa, Cnidaria, Anthozoa, Scleractinia, Merulinidae. Gene Ontology annotation, biological process: membrane protein proteolysis. Gene Ontology annotation, cellular component: Golgi-associated vesicle membrane; lumenal side of endoplasmic reticulum membrane; cytoplasmic side of endoplasmic reticulum membrane. The record is from RefSeq and is a predicted model, not a curated record.